AGUCCCAGCUCAAAGCCUCAGAACACCAUUGUUGUGAAAGAUGAAUACCCACUUCAGAAGUGCACUGCUUUUGUUGGUCUCAUUUGCACUAGCAAGAUUCGGAGAUGGGCAAGAAUCAAGUGCUCUUGUACCAGCAAUUAUAACUUUUGGUGACUCUGCAGUGGAUGUGGGGAACAAUGACUAUCUCCCCACUCUUUUCAAGGCCAAUUUCCCUCCAUAUGGGAGAGACUUUAUCAAUCACCAGCCUACUGGCAGGUUUUGCAAUGGAAAACUUGCCACUGAUAUAACUGCUGAAACUCUGGGUUUUAAGACUUAUGCUCCAGCAUAUCUUAGCCCACAAGCAUCAGGAAAGAACCUCCUAAUUGGAGCUAACUUUGCUUCAGCUGCCUCUGGUUAUGAUGAAAAAGCUGCCCGCAUUAGUCAUGCAAUCCCAUUGUCUCAGCAGUUGAAAUACUACAAGGAAUACCAAACCAAGCUAGCAAAGGUGGCUGGUAGUAAGAAAGCAGCAACCAUAAUCAAGGAAGCAAUAUAUAUUUUGAGUGCUGGUAAUAGUGACUUUCUUCAGAAUUAUUAUGUCAAUCCUUUGGUCAACAAAGUCUACACUCCUGAUCAGUAUUCCAACCUCCUUGUUGGCGCAUUCACAAGCUUUGUUAAGGAAUUGUAUGGUCUGGGAGCCAGAAAACUUGGGGUGACUUCACUCCCUCCAUUGGGUUGCCUUCCUCUUGCCAUCACCUUAUUUGGAUUUCAUGAUAAUGGGUGCGUCUCUAGGAUCAACACUGAUGCCCAAGCAUUUAAUAAGAAGAUCAACUCAGCUGCAACAAGUCUCAAAAAGCAACUUCCUGGUCUUAAGAUAGUUAUCUUUGACAUUUAUAAGCCCCUCUAUGAUCUUACUCGAUCUCCAUCCAAAUUUGGUUUUGCUGAAGCAAGGAGAGGCUGCUGUGGUACAGGGAUCGUAGAGACAACAUCAUUUUUGUGCAAUCCAAAGUCAAUAGGGACUUGUUCUAAUGCAACUCAGUAUGUGUUUUGGGACAGUGUCCAUCCAUCUCAGGCUGCUAAUCAGGUCCUUGCUGAUGCAUUGAUUUCCCAAGGCAUCUCCCUCGUCUGAUGGUGAUACUGAUAUAUGCUUUCUUUUUUAUAUUAUGUAAGAAGACCAAUACUGUGCUAUUCUGCUACUUUCAUGGAAAGGUUGCAACAGCUGUAAUAGUAAUCUUAUAACUGAGGACAUUUAUUGUCUCUCAUAGCACUCCAUCCAUAAAUUAUGCAGUUUGUUUGUAAUA
Molecule: messenger RNA, 1277 nt
Organism: Quercus robur (English oak)
Lineage: Eukaryota; Viridiplantae; Streptophyta; Magnoliopsida; Fagales; Fagaceae
Product: GDSL esterase/lipase APG
Exons: 5
Coding region: 41-1105 (354 amino acids)
Cellular component (GO): apoplast
Molecular function (GO): hydrolase activity, acting on ester bonds
Source: RefSeq, a predicted model, not a curated record